AUGGCCAGUCAGCUGUGCCUCCCCGCUGCCGUCCGGCGCCUCUCGUCCUGGAAACCCCUGAUGGCCCCCCGCCGGGACGUCCAGGCGGGCGUCCGCGUGGCCAUCCAGCGCAGCGACGGGCGCAUUCACCUCGCCGUCGUCACGGAGUUCAAACGUGAGAACACGUGGGUCACGGUAGAGUGGGUGGAAGAAGGAGUCAAAAAGGGCAAGAAGAUUGACCUGGAGACCAUCUUCCUCCUGAAUCCUGCGCUGGCCUCCGCGGAGCAGGCCACGCGGUCCAGGUCGCUGUCCUCCUUGUCUCUGGCGCCCUCUCCGGCCAUCGGGGACCAGCGUGUGGCUGCGCGGUGGUUUGCAAGGAUCCCCCCCCAAAACGAGACGCCCCCCGGGGGGGACAGCCUGGUGGUGAAAGUCCCCGGCACCCCUUGUGUGGUGAAGUGGAAGAAGUCCCCCUGCCUCCGGGGCAUUGAGAAGCUGCAGAAGCAGCGGGAGACCCGGCGGCAGGUGCAGGUGGAGAUCCGGGCCCAGCGCGCCCUGGAUGGGCACACGGGGAACCCCAACUUCGAGAUCGCGCACAUGAUUGAGGAGUACCGCGGCCAGCUGGGCCCCCGCGAGGUGUCCCAGGGCCCGCCGCCACGGGGGGACCGCCGCAUCUGCGUCUGCGUGCGGAAGCGGCCCCUCAGCCCGCAAGAGGCCCUCCUGAAGGACCUGGACAUCAUCACCAUCCCCUCGGACCGCGUGGUGCUGGUGCACGAGGCCAAGCAGAAGGUGGACCUCACCCGCUACCUGGAGAACCAGGCCUUCCGCUUCGACCGCGCCUUCGACGACCAGGCCUCCAACGAGCUGGUGUACCAGUUCGCGGCCCAGCCGCUGGUGGAGUCGAUCUUCGGCGGGGGCAUGGCCACCUGCUUCGCCUACGGGCAGACGGGCAGCGGGAAGACGCACACGAUGGGCGGCUCCUUCUCGGGGAAGGCCCAGGACGGUUCCAAGGGCAUUUACGCCCUGGCAGCAGAGGAUGUCUUCCGCCUGCUGCACGCCGCGGCCUAUGCCAAGCUCGACCUCCACGUCUACGGCACGUUUUUCGAGAUCUACGGGGGCAAGGUGUUCGACUUACUCAACUGCAAGAAGCAGCUGCAGGUGCUGGAGGACGGCAGCCAGCAGGUGCACGUGGUGGGGCUGCAGGAGCGGGAGGUGCGCUGCGUGGAGGACCUGCUGAGCCUGGUGGAGCGCGGGAACGGCUGCAGGACAUCCGGACAGACGUCCGUCAAUGCCCACUCUUCCAGGAGCCACGCCGUGCUCCAGAUCAUCCUCAAGUCCCGGGGCACCCUGCACGGCAAGUUUUCUCUCGUGGACUUAGCCGGGAACGAGAGGGGAGCGGAUACGGCCAAGGCCAACAGGAAGAGGCAGCUGGAAGGGGCGGACAUCAACAAGAGCCUCCUGGCGCUCAAGGAGUGCAUCCGCGCGCUGGGCCAGAGCAAGGCGCACACCCCAUUCCGGGCCAGCAAGCUCACCCAGGUGCUCCGCGACUCCUUCAUCGGGCAGAACUCCUCCACCUGCAUGAUCGCUACCAUCUCUCCGGGGAUGUCCUCCUGCGAGAACACCCUCAACACGUUGAGAUACGCAAACCGCGUGAAAGAGCUGACUCUGGACUUCAGGCCCCCCCAGCGGGCGCUCUCUGCGGUUGACCAAGAGGUGCCAAGGAUGUUGGAAAAUCACGUCAGAAAUUCAGAAAUGUCCCUUCAGAGGUUUGAAUGUAUGAAAACACCCCAGCCUACACAGACUGAGAAGGAGGGAGAGACCAGAGAAAUGGAAACUUCAGCGACUCCGUCAGCGGAGGAAACCAUGACUUCCUGUGAGGAACCCAGCCAGGGGCCAGGGGACACCAUCCAGGAGCCAGCUGGCGGGGUAAACUAUGACGUUCACGUGUGCAUUGUCCAGUUACUGUCCACUUUGGAGCAGAAAAUAGGUAUUCUGACUGAGAUUCAAAAGAAACUGAAAUUAUUACGCUCCGACCUCCAACAGAAGAGAAAGGUAGAGUGA
Messenger RNA from Pipistrellus kuhlii (Kuhl's pipistrelle), 2037 nucleotides. RefSeq names its product kinesin family member 2B (gene KIF2B). The transcript has a single exon. Gene Ontology annotation, biological process: microtubule-based movement. Bases 1 to 2037 code for a protein of 678 amino acids. The record is from RefSeq and is a predicted model, not a curated record. Gene Ontology annotation, molecular function: ATP binding; microtubule motor activity; microtubule binding. Lineage: Eukaryota; Metazoa; Chordata; Mammalia; Chiroptera; Vespertilionidae.